AUAGAAUGAUCCAAUUUUCACUUCAGUUAUGAGUGACAUUGUCGAGUAUUGUCCUACAAACCUGACAGAAGUCAUCGCGGCAUCAGCGAGACUAAACUGCGGUGAAGACAGGUUUGGAAAUGAUCAGUAUUUAUGUCUUCCUAACGUCAGAAAGACUGGGCUUGUGGAAUAUUGUCAUAAAGGAGUCAUUCCAUUGAUACCAAGUGGUUAUUGUGUGGAUACAACGGGAGGCCAGUUAUAUUCCAGAAAAUGUGAACAAUUCCUCUAUGGUUGUCCAAGUCAGCAUUUCCAAACCAAUAAGAUAUACAGACAUCCCGCCUGUCUGAAUAUAAACACAGAGAACCGGUGUUAUAUUGCUGAUCCGUCAUGUCCCAACACGACAUCAACAUUCACUACGGAAGACAUGAUGGAAACAUCAUCCACCUACUCGAACUUCUCUAACACAACUGUGAAUACUCUCUACACCACGACCACAUCCUUAGAAGAUGUACCUGAUGUAGGGGCCGUUGUGGGAGGGGUGUUAGCUGCAGUGUUUGUUAUCACAGUCCUGCUGAUUUUAGUGCGUGUUGUUUUGAGAAGGAGGAAACAACGGAAAAACCAACUUAGAGAUGGAAGAGAUGAAGAAACCCCGCUUUUUGAAUUAACCAACGAAACAGGAAAUAAAACGGCAGAAAAUAGCAAUUCUCCUGCAGGAAAUGGAGGACAAACGGAGUCUUUACAAACAGAGCCUGAUAACACACGUAGUAAUAAAAAUGGAAAAAAUAAGCCUAAUGCAUUACAUGAAGCCUGCAACAAUGCAAAACUUGAAAUUUUUAAGCAUUGUAUCCAAACAUACCCUGACCUUCUACACAAUGUUGAUAAUGAUGGAUGGAAUGCUGCUCUAUACGCCGCUCGGGGAGGAAACGUUAAAAUUCUACAAUUACUGACAAAUAAUGAAGUAGACGUCAAACAUAAAAACAAUGAUGGCUGGAACAUUCUUCAUGUGGCUUGUGUAAACUCUAACGUAGAGAUGAGUCGUUCUAUCAUCCAAACAUACCCUGACCUUCUACAGAAUGUAGAUAAUGAUGGAUGGAAUGCUGCUCUACACGCCGCUCGGGGAGGAAACGUUAAAAUUCUAGAACUACUGGCAAACAAUGAAAAUGUAAAAUUUGCUCUGAGGGCAUGA
Molecule: messenger RNA, 1165 nt
Organism: Ostrea edulis (European flat oyster)
Lineage: Eukaryota; Metazoa; Mollusca; Bivalvia; Ostreida; Ostreidae
Exons: 8
Coding region: 29-1165 (378 amino acids)
Molecular function (GO): protein binding
Source: RefSeq, a predicted model, not a curated record